This is a messenger RNA of Fusarium coffeatum, 705 nucleotides long. RefSeq lists its product as uncharacterized. Lineage: Eukaryota; Fungi; Ascomycota; Sordariomycetes; Hypocreales; Nectriaceae. The record is from RefSeq and is a predicted model, not a curated record. Bases 1 to 705 code for a protein of 234 amino acids. The transcript has 3 exons.
AUGGCUGAGGAGCGCAAUCCACUCGCAGCUAUGUUUGAGCUGCGCUACAAAGAGGCUUGGAGAAUCUGGCGCGAUGGCAACAACGACGCCGCGGAGGCCAAGGCGCGUGAUCUACUCCAGGAACCUCGUCUUGGCCGAUUUCACCAGGCCGGAAUGCAUCUGCUUCUUUCCACUGCUUCUGACUACUAUGUAGAGCAUGCUCUGGAGGCUGUCCGUCUCUUUACUGAGAUCUCUGCACGCCAGGAUCUCACUGACAAAGCGAGGGAGGGUAUCACUACAUGCCUCCGUGAUGCCAACAAGAUGCUGAACAGGGCUCGUCGCGAUCAAACUCGAAUCGAUCGCGAAAUCCAGAAGAAACUAGACGCCGGGAUGACAAUGGAUGAGCUUCACCAAGCCCAGAUCGAUGAAAUGCACAAGCGCUUCGAAGCUGAAGAAACCCUCACCGACAUGGAUUCGGGCGAAGACCCUGAAGAAGACUCCGGAUCUCGCAGCCAGACUAUUCCUGACAACCAGGAUAUUCCUGGGGUGACCGAUGAUUCCCAGCAAACUGAAUCCCAGCGUACCGAGUCCCAGCGUACCGAGUCCCAACGUACCGAUCCUCAGAAUGUUGUGAUUGAAAUGGAUCUUGAUGACGAUGAUCCUCUCCCUGACAUUGUGAGAUACAACUUUGGGACUGGCCAGAAGAAAGGUACCGAUGAGCUUUAA